UCUCAGGUAUUCUACCUGACGACAGGUUGGCCCAACACGGUGUUCGCGCGUGUGACUGGCUGGAUAACCGCUUACAUCAACGUGGAGCGAUGCCUGUGCGUCGCGAUGCCACUGAAGAUCAGAAGAAUACUCACGCACGGCCGCUGCGUCGCCAUCAUCGUAGCCAUCUACGUCGGAGUAAUCGCCGGCGUCUGUCCCAUCUACUUUACCACGGGGCUGCAGUGGCGAUUCGAUUCCGCCAAGAAUCGAUCUAUUAUUGGUCUCAAUUUUAUAGGCGCCAACAGGGAGGAGAUCAAGCGCGUGGCUCUGGGUAUAACCAACGUCUUCUCACCCUUCACCAGCUUCGGGCUCGUCAUCGUCUGCACGAUGGUCCUGGUUGUGAAGCUCAACAGUAAAUCUAAAUGGCGGCAGAGUGUCACGCGAGAAGUAGGUCACGUUAAGGUUCCAUCCCCUAACAAAGAAAUCGCUAGACUGGACGGAAAGUCUAAAAGCGUCAUCGAGAAUGGCGGCUCUGAUAAACAAGGCGAAAAGACGACAGAGUCAGCCGCGGUCGCCAAGGACGCCAAAAUUGUAAAACUCGUCGUCGUGCUGUCGACCAUCUACAUUGCGAGCUCGCUGCCGAGCGUCCUGCACUUCGUGUGGAUGAUCGUGGACCCCGAGUACACGGUCGUGGGCCGGCAGAACAACGUGCAUCUCUCGGUGGCCGGCGUGACGUUCGUGUGCCAGGCCACGUACUCCAGCGUGACGCUGUUCGUGUACCUGUACAUGAGCACCAGCUUCAGG
Messenger RNA from Lymnaea stagnalis (great pond snail), 783 nucleotides. Lineage: Eukaryota; Metazoa; Mollusca; Gastropoda; Lymnaeidae. The record is from the annotation of a GenBank genome assembly.